UGCCCACUGAGUGCCUUUUCCAUUAUUGUUGGAUUGGUUACAAGAAGUAAAAGAUACAAGCCGCUGACACCAUGCCACCACUGCAAGUCCCAUAAAAGCAGAGUGCCCUGCAGUCAACUCACAGGGGCUGAAGAAACGGAGGGGAGGUUGGCCCUAGGAUGAACGUGCUGCUUCUCACUCUCGUCCUGGGCCUGGCCCAUGCUGACCAGCUCUCCAGUAUAGAAGGGACACUGGGCCACCAGUACCAGCAGAAAACUCGGUGGAACACCAUCUACCUGACGGCCAACAGGGAGGAAAUGAUAGCGGAGAAUGGACCACUGAGAAUUUACCUUCGUGACAUAGAUUGGCUGCUCAAUGGUGACCUCAAUGUCACCUUUUACAUCAGGGUUAACUGCACCUGCAGGAGGUUUCGUGUCCAUGCUGUUAGAAGCGAGGAAGUGUGGUUCAGCAUGCACUACUCAGGGAAGUGCUACUUCUACAUCAAGCAGAUCAUGAGCGCACAUAUGAUUUAUCUUGUCAACAUAAGUGAAGAUGCUGAUGUGACCUUCAUGAUGCUGGCCUUCGCUACAGGGCAUGAACUGAGUAAUCAAGACUAUAGUAAUUUCAGAAGACACGUAGAAGAAAUGAAACUGUCAGUCAAAAACAUCAUUAAAGUCACCGAAACAGACAUCUGUCCUCAUUAUGCCAAGUAAGCAGAUGGAAAUCAUGUCAGAUUCAUCUGAAUUCUGCUGGCAUGCCUCCUCAUUCUCUCGACACCGGCGAAGUGACCUGCAUUAGAUGGAUGCAAACCUCAGCUCUGUGUCCCUGACCUUCUACUGGUCUGCCUGCUCCCAUGCAUUCUCUUCUCUCCCCUGGAGCAGAUCCCCGCAAACUUCCUCAUGCCUUCCCAGGUUGGG
Molecule: messenger RNA, 896 nt
Organism: Jaculus jaculus (lesser Egyptian jerboa)
Lineage: Eukaryota; Metazoa; Chordata; Mammalia; Rodentia; Dipodidae
Product: probasin-like
Exons: 7
Coding region: 159-692 (177 amino acids)
Source: RefSeq, a predicted model, not a curated record